ACGUGUUAAAGCGAGCCAGUCACGAUCUUUCAGACGAUCGCAAUUUGUAUAAGAACAAUCACGCAAUUAUAAUAAUCUGCAAAACAUUACGAUGAAGAUGAAAAAAAUGAAAUGUAUUUGAGACUAUUAAAUUUGGUUCCGUCCGUUUCUUCUCCGCACGUACGACACGUUCUCUUCUAAGCGUUUCUGAUUCUGUCGCUACCAACUAAUUAAAUAUGCAAAAGCACAGUGAUCGAAAGUGGGAGGAGGCAGAUCGCUGGAAAUGCAAUUGAGAUGGACACCAAAUCAACUUCUCGAAAAGAUAUUUUUUUGAAACAGUGAUCGAGUUUUGUUCCACAUUAUUUGGCAAGAACUCAUGCAGAGUAUGCACACGAAUGGGUUGCUCUCUAAAAAUCAUUAUUCAUUAAUGAAGACGCUAACGAUGUCUAUCUUCCUGUUGCUAAUUUUCUCGACCUUCGUGCUUAGAGCAUCAGCAGUUCAACAAUUUUCUCUAGAACCACAGAGCACACAGGCAGUUAUUGGCUUGGAAAAAGUCAUUCUGAAAUGUGUAGUGACCAACAAGAUAGGUGAACUCUUUUGGUUAAAGGAUAGUCACAUACUUGGAUCAGACAAAGAUCCUCAAUUGUCGGGAGUCCCACGAUAUUCAAUUGUUGGCGAUGCAAAUAAUGGCGAAUAUAAUCUGCAGAUCCAGGAUGUUGUAUUGGAAGAUGAUGGACAAUAUGAAUGCCAAGUACUAGCAGGCACCGAGGGAGAAACACUUCGAUCGGCACCACUUGCAAAACUGACGGUCAUACGUCCUCCCAUAUCAGUUUCCAUUGAAAAUUCUCCUACUUUAUCUGCUGUUGAAGGAAUUCCUAUUGAACUUGUCUGUAGAGGGCUCAAGGGUAAUCCAGCAGCAGAGAUUAAAUGGUACAGAGAUGGAGCAGUUGUAGAGGGCGCUGUUUAUAGUACUGAACCUUCUCAGAAUGAUCCUACUGGCAAGCUUCAUGAUGCUAAGAGUGUGUUAAGUAUCACACCAACACUAACGGAUGAUGCGGCAGUUUAUACAUGCCAAGUUACCAAUGCUGCGCUCAACGAACCAUAUAAAGCAAUCAUUGACUUGGACGUGCAAUAUAAGCCUGUUGUAGUUAUCGAGUCAAGCCAUCAGACCGUUAAGGAAAACAAUGAGGUGAUAUUCAACUGUGUUGCAGACGCUAAUCCAGAUACCAUGACUUAUGCUUGGUAUAGGAGUGAUGUCAUUAUCGAGGGGGCAUCAGAGGCUCAGCUGCAGAAGAGAAUCACUAAAAAUGACAAUGGUGUGACUUUUAAGUGUGUGGCUACAAAUGCAGUUGGUAGCGGAGAGGAUAGCAUCCAACUCAAUGUCCAUUUUGCUCCAUUUUUCACCACUUAUCCCGAAGAUAUCUCAGUUGAUUUCGGUGAACAAGCAAUCAUAGAAUGUGCUGCAGAUGGUAACCCUAAGCCAGCGAUCAAGUGGACACGGUUAGGCUCCAGGGUCACCAUAAGUACAAUGAAUCGCCUGCAGUUUGAUACUGUAAAAGACAGCGAUGUUGGCAUGUAUGUCUGCACAGCAACUGUCACAGGGUUUGAGGCGGAAGUUCACUAUGCAAGAUUAGAUAUUAAUAGUAUCCCUGUGAUUGAGAGCAAGGAAGAGCAAUGCACUGAACUAGGUAGUACAGCCCAGAUCAACUGUUUCACUGACACCAAACCAGACCCAAUGAUGAUUGAAUGGAACUGGGAUGACGGAGACAUGCGACUUGAAACUGGCACAUCCAUAGAUCGUUUUUCUGCCAAGAAGGAAGGGAUCAAGGGUGGCGUAAGGAGCAUUCUUUUCAUAGAAGACACAGCAGAAGAAGAUAUGAAGCCCUAUAAUUGCACUAUAUGGAAUGAGAAAGGGGUUUCCUGGCUUAUGAUCACUCUUAAACCAUGUGAAAUGGAUAUGAUUAUAUUCAUAAUCAUUGGUGUGGUAUCUGGUUCAAUUCUUAUUUUGACACUGACUGUUAUCGGUAUCAUGUGCUGCAAGUUCAGAUACAACAGAAGAAAAAAAUUAACGUUAAAUGAAGAGGAGGAAGAAAAACAAUCAGUGGAAAUCAUUCGUCGGUUAUCAGACUAUGACCUCUCAAAGGAAGAGAAAGAGAGCAAAUACAAUAAGGAGUACGAGGAGUCCAAAGGUUCACCCGAGAGCACACGCAGCAGUCACGAUCGUUACGCAGUGCCCUCAAAGAUCAUGCAUAAACGACGCGACUCUUGGGAUAGCUAUGACCGUCCACCAUCUAGAGGAAUGCGUUACUACAACGGGCCUUACUCUAGGCGUCACUUUAACGAUUAUGUUGAGCCAGAGUAUCUACCUUAUAGAGGACGAUCUUGUCAUGAUUAUGCUGAGAGACCGAGAGACUUUCCACGUCACCGUGAGAAUGAAAAGGCCCGUGAUGACUACUACAAGGACAGUCUAUAUAGGAAUAACAGGUACAACAGGAGGAAGGAUGAAUACAGAGAACGAGAAUGGAAAAAGAAGAAAGAAGAUAUUAUAGAAACCAGAGAAGCAGUUGAGACAAUCUCUAAUCAUUCUAAUGACAGUGAACAUAACCUGGCAACAGACGUUUAAAGCCUUGUCUAUAAACCAUUAUAUAGGAAUUAUUUUGAAGCAGUGCCGCCAACGUCUCACAACUCACUGGGGGACUUAGCCUGAAGAGCUGGCUAGUUACAAAUGAGCACCGCGGAGCGCAUUGCGCCGCUAGACCUUUGCUAUAGCAGCAGUAGACAACACAUACGAUCAUACUAAUUACUGUAUUAUGUAAACAUUGAAAUAGCUUUUUAAGACUAUAUACAUUUCCUUUUUUCGUUCAAAAAUAUUCAUGCUCAUUAGUAAUUUAGUUUUAUCGUUUAAUUAUUCUAUGAUGGUAGCUACACAGAGUGAAAUGCUAGGCCUCUAAAGUUCCCCAGUGGUGGUUGCCAGGUUAUUGGAAAUGGUUAAUGGUGUAUACUAUCAAAUUUUAUUUGACAAAACCAUAAUACAUGCCUAAAUAUGGUCAUAAUGACAUCACAUCAUGUCUAUAUAUGGGCAUACAACUGUUUUUUGUCAAACAAUUUGAUUUUGGACAGAGUUUAAGGAUUGUUUAUGUAGCUAUGUAGUACAGAGCCAGUCUGUCACAUGACCAAAAUGAGGGACAAGGACAGAAGUUACUGUAUAAAUGAGAUAAAAAUAAUUUUUCCAAUUUAAGGUUCAAAAAGAAAAUUAUGAGUUUUUUAACAAAUUUCUAUUCUUCUUCUAAAGGUAUUAUUUACAUAAAACUAAAGAUUUUUUAAAACGUAUAUAUACAUGUAGCUGUAUAGUAAUAUAUGUGUAGCUGUAUAGUACAGAGCCAGUCACAUGACCAAAAUGCAAAAUGAGGGGCAUGGACAGAAGUUACUGUAUAAAUGAGAUAAAAAAUAAUUUAAAAAAAUUAAGGUUCAAAAAUCAAAUUAAGAGUUUUUUUAACAAAAUGUGUAUUCUUCUUCCAAAAAUAUUUUUUACAUAUUAAAACUAAAGAUUUUUAAAAACAUAUAUAUACAUGUAGCUGUAUAGUACAUAGCCAGUCACAUGACCAAAAUGAGGGGCAUGGACAGAAUUAGUUUUUUAACAAAAUGUGUAUUCUUCUAAAAAUAUUUUUUACAUAUUAAAACUAAAGAUUUUUAAAAACAUAUAUAUACAUGUAGCUUUAUAGUACAGAUCCAGUCACAUGACCAAAAUGAGGGGCAGGGACAGAAGUUACUGUAUAAAGGAGAUAAAAAUAAUUUAAAAAAAAAUUAAGGUUCAAAAAUAAAAUUAAGAGUUUUUUAACAAAAUGUGUUCUUCUUCCAAAAAUAUAUUUUUUUUACAGAACUAAAGAUUU
Messenger RNA from Anneissia japonica, 3869 nucleotides. RefSeq names its product kin of IRRE-like protein 1. Lineage: Eukaryota; Metazoa; Echinodermata; Crinoidea; Comatulida; Comatulidae. The coding region runs from base 356 to 2602 and encodes 748 amino acids. The record is from RefSeq and is a predicted model, not a curated record. Gene Ontology annotation, biological process: cell-cell adhesion. Gene Ontology annotation, cellular component: cell-cell junction. The transcript has 12 exons. Gene Ontology annotation, molecular function: cell adhesion molecule binding.